Grosmannia clavigera kw1407 is the source of this 2130-nucleotide messenger RNA. RefSeq names its product ab-hydrolase associated. The record is from RefSeq and is a predicted model, not a curated record. The transcript is spliced from 2 exons. Lineage: Eukaryota; Fungi; Ascomycota; Sordariomycetes; Ophiostomatales; Ophiostomataceae. Bases 1 to 2130 code for a protein of 709 amino acids.
AUGCUGGGCGGCGAUGCUGAAGAAGCCGACAUUAGCCGGUCCCAGUACAAGUACAGCAGCAUCAGCAGCAGCAACAGAAACAGCAACAGCAAGUGCAACGGCACCUAUCGGCCGACGGCUGUAGAUGCACGUACCAUGAACGACAGGGGGAAUGUCGCCCUGCCGGGCAAGACCAGGCCCCCAGGUCCCAGCAAGGCACAGGGCCCCAUAGCAAAGAUGGUCAGCCCUCUCAGACGCAGCCAGGGCCCAUUGCACACACAUCCGCUCUUUCCGGAGCUUCCGCAGUACGGACGGCCGUCGUUGGUCCGCAAGCUGCAGAGCCUGGCCAUCCGGUUCUCGGCCUUCUUUCUCAGCCUCACCUUCCUCGGCCUGGUCGUGACCGGCGCCAUGGUGACGACGGCUAGGGAGACGCUACACCUCGUGGUGGCCUACAUGACCCUGCGCAACCCCCAAUGCCGGUCGGCCGUUCUAUGCGGAGGAGAAACACCGACGGCAGAUGCGACGCGACCUGGCCAGCAGCUGGAAGCGGCAGCAGCUGUCAGAGCGGCGCGCACGGCGAAACGGCCGGCAACAAGCGGGCGAAAAGGCCGACAAGGAGAACCCCUUUUGGUGCCGGGGUGGGCGACAGCACAUACACCCCGACAGAGGGUGGGACCAGACCGGUUGGUGUGCGACGUGGGCUACUAUGCGCGACGAGUCGGCCUGGACGUGGAGUCACGGCACGGCCGGCGUCAGCUCGGGGGCCAUUGGGGCCGCGGCUGCUUUUUUGACGAAACGGAUGAGGCAGAGCGCGAGGCUCGGCAGCAGCAAAUGUUUGCCGAACGGCUGGAGGCAGGCCAGCGAAAGGCCAAGUUUCCAGUCCUGCUGGUUCACGGGCUGCUGCAGAGCGCCGGGGCGUACGCGGUUAACGACGACGACUCGCUGGCGUUCUACCUCUGCAAGAGCGGCUACGACGUCUGGCUGGGCAACAACCGAUGCGGCUUCCACCCGCGCCACGUCUGUCUGAAGCCGAACGACCCGCGCAUGUGGUGCUGGAAUAUCCGGCAAAUGGGCGUGCUGGAUCUGCCGGCCCUGACGUCGCGUGUGCUGCGUGAGACCCGGUUUGCGCAGCUGGGCCUCGUGUGCCACUCGCAGGGAACAACCGAGACGCUCGUGGCGCUGGCUCGGGAACAACGGCCGGAGCUGGGCCGCUGUUUGACCGUGUUCUGUGCCCUGGCCCCAGCAGCCUAUGCUGGUCCGUUGAUCGGCAAGCUGCACUUCCGGUUCAUGCGGGCCAUUGCCCCCAUCGUCUUCCGGCUCGUCUUUGGCAUCCACGCCUUCAUCCCGCUGAUGAUGCACAUGCACCCAGUCUUGCCACCGCGCCUCUACAGCUGGCUCGGCUACCGCGUCUUCUCCUUCCUCUUCCACUGGACCGAUGCCCGCUGGGACCGCGGCCUGCGCGAUCGCAUGUUCCAGUUCGCACCCGUGUACGUCAGCGCCGAAAGCAUGUACUGGUGGCUCGGCAGCGAGGGCUUUGCCCACCACAAGUGCAUCCUGGCCACCAAGGAGGAGGGCCGUGCCGAGGAGCGCGAGAUGGAGCAGGUCGAACUGUCCGAGGCCGAGCAACAGCAGCAGCAGCAGCAGCAGCAGCAGCAGCAGCAGCGCCACGGAAACCACCGCUAUGCGCCCGGUGCCCGCGCCUGGUUCGACGAGCAAGUCCCGCCGUUUGCGCUUUGGGUCUGCGGCAAGGACAACCUCGUCGACGGCCGCCGCCUGCUGCGCCGUUUGUUGCCCGGACCGGCCUUUGCGGCGCUAUACGGCAGCAGCAGUGGCAACGGCAGCAGCCUGGUGACUAGCAGUGGCAGUGGACGCAGCGUGCGCGAGCCCCAUGUGCGCGUGGUCCACGCCAAGCUGCUGCCGGAAUACGAGCACCUCGACGUGCUCUGGGCCAUGGACGCGGUCGACCAGGUCUUCUGCGAGAUUCGCGAGGUGCUCUGGAAGACCUGUUCGGCCCGCCCCAGCUGUCUGGUGCCCAAGGGCUGCGAGAAUGUGGCCGUCUGGAUGGACGGAGCCAAGGCAGAACACACGGCUGCCACCGAUGAUGACGACGACGAAGAGACGAGCUCGAGCAGCGCGGCUUCGUGCGCGUAG